Messenger RNA from Chelonoidis abingdonii (Abingdon island giant tortoise), 4294 nucleotides. The record is from RefSeq and is a predicted model, not a curated record. NCBI's taxonomy places the organism in Eukaryota, Metazoa, Chordata, Testudines, Testudinidae.
AACGUUUAGUUUUGUUGCUGUCAGGUUGUGGUAGUGCUGCUUGCUGGUGGUGGUGCAUGUUUCUGUCAUGUUGUUGCUGUUUUAAUGUGUGAUCUUAUGCUGGUUUGUGGGGUAUUGUAGCAUCCAGACACUUCAUCAAAUCCUGAUAUACACAUGCUGCUCUCCAAGAAAUUAAAUAACCCCUUAAUCUGUUUCUUGCAGCUAGAGUUGCUAGUGCCUCUCCCUUUGCAGUUAGCUAGAGUUUAUACAAGUACUAGUUUAUUCACUUUUCAUAAUUUAAAGGUAUAUACCAUGUGAAGAGAAAAGAAAUCACUGGCUCCAUGAUCUGAAUAAUUUUACUUUAAACGGUGUCUUAUGACCUGGGAGUCCCCCUGUCUGAUUUUUUCUUUUGUGGCUGUAUUUAUUUUGAGAAGGAAACUUAUGUCUUGAAUCUUGAAUUGUGGGGAUGGUAGGAAAGAAUUAGAAUUUAUGGGCUGCAUAAUUCUAAAUAAUGGGCUGGAUGAAAGGAGUGUGGCCAAGAGAGUUUGUUUAAUGCAAUGGCAGUUUUCUCUUUUCUCUGCUCCUGCUGCAAUCCUUACCUGACCCUGAUGCUGCAGCAGAGAGCUGGCCUGCUGCUGCUCCUGCUGUCUGUGAACAGAGCAAGUAGGAAGGAGCUGAAUGAAAUGGUACUUUACAGGUCACCAGCAGGCCAACCAUUGAAAAGAGAUGUCUUUUCUUGUACUGCAAGCUUUUAUCUUCCCUGAUAAGGAUUUACCCGUACCACCAGGAACAGUCUUUCUAGACUUCCAAGUUGGUAAAAUAAUAGGGAAUUUCAGUCAGCACGUGUUUCUGUGUCUCUUCUGACUCCUGAAGGAUGGAUAUUUAUGAGAAGCUGCUAAACAGCAUGUGGAACCCUCUGAUUGUUUUAGAGUUGUGAACAACCUUGGAAAGAUUUGUUGAAAGAAUAAGGAGGAACCUCUAUGGGUAACUUUUGGCUGGAAGAUAUUAUUGGUCAACCAUGGUAAAACUUGCAAACCCACUUUAUACAGAGUGGAUUCUCGAGGCUAUACAAAAGGUUAAAAAGCAAAAGCAAAGACCAUCUGAAGAAAGAAUUUGUCAUGCUGUAUGCGCUUCACAUGGAUUAGAUAAGAAAACUGUUUCGGAACAGUUGGAACUAAGUGUUCAAGAUGGCUCUAUUCUUAAAGUUACCAACAAAGGCCUUGCAUCCUACAAGGACCCAGAUAAUCCUGGGCGUUUUUCGUCUGUUAAACCUGGCACUCUUCCUAAAUCUGUUAAGGGAUCUAGAGGAACCUCUAAUGAGCUUCGUAGUGUGGAUUGGAAUAAACUACUGAGAAGAGCAAUCGAAGGGCUUCAGGAACCAAAUGGCUCCUCUCUGAAAAACAUAGAGAAAUAUUUGAGAAGUCAAAAUGACCUAGCAAGUAUUUUCAACAACCCUGUCUUUCAGCAGAGAUUACGACUGGGGGCCAAGCGUGCUGUAAAUAAUGGGAGGUUAUUAAAGGAUGGACCUCAGUAUAGGGUGAAUUAUGGUACUUUAGACAGUAAAGGAACUCCAAAAUAUUCCAGUGCUUUCCCAGCUUCUCUUCCUCCUGUAAGCCUUCUACCCCAUGAAAAAGACCAGCCACGAGCUGAUCCCAUUCCAAUAUGUAGUUUCUGUUUGGGCACUAAAGAAUCAAAUCGUGAAAAAAAACCAGAAGAACUGCUUUCCUGCGCAGACUGUGGUAGCAGCGGGCAUCCGUCAUGUUUGAAAUUUUGUCCUGAGUUAACAACAAAUGUAAAGGCCUUAAGAUGGCAGUGUAUCGAAUGCAAGACAUGCAGUGCAUGUAGAAUCCAAGGCAAAAAUGCAGAUAACAUGCUCUUCUGUGAUUCUUGUGAUAGAGGGUUCCACAUGGAAUGCUGUGACCCACCACUUUCCCGAAUGCCUAAAGGGAUGUGGAUUUGCCAGGUCUGCAGACCAAAGAAGAAGGGAAGAAAACUACUUCAUGAGAAAGCUGCGCAAAUAAGACGACGAUAUGCAAAACCUAUUGGACGGCCGAAAAAUAAACUAAAGCAACGAAUGUUGUCUGUAACCAGUGAUGAAGGAUCCAUGAAUGCAUUCACAGGAAGGGGGUCACCUGGUAGGGGUCAAAAGACUAAAGUCUGUACCACACCUUCAUCUGGUCAUGCUGCAUCUGUGAAGGAUUCAAGCAGCAGAUUGCCUGUUACAGACCCCACUCGGCCUGGUGCCACCACCAAAAUCACCACCACCUCCACCUACAUAUCUGCCUCUACACUUAAAGUUAACAAGAAAACCAAAGGGCUCAUUGAUGGCCUUACUAAGUUUUUUACACCAUCACCCGAUGGUCGCAGAUCACGAGGUGAAAUAAUAGACUUUUCAAAGCACUAUCGUCCAAGGAAAAAGGUCUCUCAGAAACAGUCAUGCACUUCUCAUGUGUUGGCUACAGGUACCACACAAAAGCUAAAAUCUCCACCUUCUUCACUUCCACCCCAAACUCCCAUCUCUGGUCAGAGCCCCAGUUCACAAAAAUCCUGCACUUCCACCUCUUCUAACUCUCCCCAAAGUUCUUCCAGUCAGUCAAGUGCACCCUCCUUUAGCAGCCUUCCUAAUAACAGUCAGCUAAAGGGACUCUUUGAUGGACUUUCUCAUAUUUAUACCACGCAGGGACAGUCUCGAAAAAAGGGACACCCGAGUUAUGCACCACCUAAACGUAUGCGUCGUAAACCAGAGUUAUCUUCCACAUCAAAAUCUAAUACCCAUUUCUAUGGAAAGAAAGAGAUUAGAAGUAGGUUUAUUUCUCAUUCCUCCACCUCUGGAUGGGGUGUGUCUAGAGGACAUGCUUUUAAAGCAAUUGCUCACUUCAAGCGAACAACUUUCCUUAAAAAGCACAGGAUUCUAGGCAGAUUAAAGUAUAAAGUGACCCCUCAGAUGGGGACCCCCUCACCAGGGAAGGGGAGCUUGGCAGACGGAAGGAUUAAACCUGAUCAGGAUGAUGAUACAGAAAUCAAAAUAAGCAUCAAACAAGAAAAUACAGAUGUAAUUCUGGUGGGGAGCAAGGAAAUUGUUACAGAGGAGGAUAUGGAAGUUUUUAAGCAGGCUCGGGAACUUUCUCUGGAGAAAAUUGGAUGUAAAAACAGCAGUGAAACAAAUAGCCGGUACCCUUCAGUGAUAGAAUUCGGGAAGUAUGAGAUCCAGACCUGGUACUCUUCGCCUUAUCCGCAGGAAUAUGCAAGACUAUCAAAGCUUUACCUGUGUGAAUUCUGUCUUAAAUAUAUGAAAAGUAAAAACAUUUUGCUAAGACACUCAAAGAAGUGUGGUUGGUUCCAUCCUCCAGCCAAUGAAAUCUACAGAAGAAAUGAUCUUUCAGUAUUUGAGGUCGAUGGAAAUGUGAGCAAAAUUUAUUGCCAAAAUCUUUGCUUGUUAGCCAAGCUCUUUCUGGACCACAAAACGUUGUAUUAUGAUGUUGAGCCAUUCCUUUUCUAUGUUCUUACAAAAAAUGAUGAAAAAGGCUGUCACUUAGUUGGAUAUUUCUCUAAGGAAAAGCUUUGCCAGCAGAAGUACAAUGUCUCCUGCAUAAUGAUCAUGCCUCAAUAUCAAAGGCAAGGAUUUGGAAGGUUUCUCAUUGAUUUCAGUAAGUAAAGUGCUUUAUUUUCAUUCAUGUUCCACAGAGCUGAUGAUUAUGGGAAACAGUAACAUAUAAAACCUUAUUUAACCUGCUUUGUUGUUUUUAUCAAUAGACAAUGGGAUUUCUGUUUGUAUUUACAUAGGGCAGAAAAGCUCCCUGAAGUGAAAAACUUACUGCUGCUCUGUUGUUGUACUCUAGGAAAUUGAGAAUACAUCUCUCUGCAGUAAUAUUAGCUCACAAAGCUAUUACGCUGAAUGAAUGUCUAAAUUACAUUCCAUUUUGCGCUUCUCAUUAGUACAAAAAGAGGCAAUUAUUUGUGAUUAAAGCUAAAGAAGGUGUUAGUCCAAGGCAUUCUCCACUUUCUAUAUCUUUUUUUAACUUGUAAUAUAUUUUUAGCGGAACAAUUCUUAUGAAAAGAACAUAUUAUUUCAAUUUUUCUUUUAAAAAUUUUUUAAAAAGCCAGGGAGAGGGAAAGAGGAGUUUAAUUACCUACCUUCUCUAGUGAAAAUUCUGCUCUUUGUAGCAAAUAUAUAAACUGGCAUUCAUGGUUGUAUCCUUGCUUGCUGCUUUAUUAUGCAAAUCUGUACAUCUGACCUAUUUGAAAAGCCUACGGAUAAUUUGUUUAAACAUACCCGUGUAUCAUCCAAAACCCCUCAAUUUGAAAUCACAAUAAA